Molecule: messenger RNA, 1032 nt
Organism: Bemisia tabaci
Lineage: Eukaryota; Metazoa; Arthropoda; Insecta; Hemiptera; Aleyrodidae
Source: RefSeq, a predicted model, not a curated record
AUGUCGGUCACAAGCAAAACUGGUCUUCUCUUGAGUGCGAAAACUCCAACAUGCAAAAGAGUCAAGGAGCCGAAACCAAUCGAGUUCAAAAACAUCGCAACGCCAGCCCCAUUCAUGCUGCGGCCUUUUGCUGGACUUUACAAUCCGUUCCCCUACGGCUGUUCCGUGCUCUGCAACCAUCCAGCAGAUUUCGAAGCAAAAGGCAUUGUCAAAAGAGCGAAACUUGCCUGGGCGCAGGAGUUGAAGGCCGGAGGUUUGGAGAGUCGUCGCCUGGAGAGGCUGGAGUCGGAGGGGGCGCUGAGGGCGCUGGGGGCGCUGGACUCGGGGGAGCUGGGCGCAGUCCCGGACGAGCUUUUCCGGCGCUACACGGACACGGACUCGCGCGCCGCGACGCCGGCCCCGACGACGACGAGCAUGCUCACCGGCAGCGCCGGCGGCGACGUCCACGGAGGGCGACGCUGCGUCACCCCGGACCCGAGCCUCGACCCCGCUGCCCCCCAAGAGAGGACCUGCCUAGUCCUCGACCUCAGGCGCAGUCAAAGCCACGAAACGCUCACCUGGCCACAGGAAAAAUUUGAGCAGUCAGAAAAGGCAAUGCGCUCUCAAACGAGGUCGCAGACGCCCAGCUCUCUGAGCAGCAAAUCAAGAGUGAGCUCAAAAAAAUCCAAAAAGAGCGCUCCGACAAAAGAAACUCCAGAAAAGGCCCCUCCGCAAAAAGCAGCCCCGGUUCCCGAUGUCAUUAAAGCUCACAUUAAAAUGGAGAAUGAUAAGUUGAACUCGCAGCUUCAGCUACCAUCAACACCGACGAACAAAGAUCAAGGAGGAGCCAGUGAUAAGGAGGAAGAGGAAAGUCUGGUGAGGAGAAGAGGCAAGCCGCGAAAGAAACGUAACAAACACUCGCAAGGCGACAUGUCAUCAGAGUUAAAUCAAGAAUUCAAAGGGCUCGCUGAACCAGGAGAAACGCAGGUUAUUGUAGUUAAUAUUAUUUGGAAAGAUACUUACAGAAAAAAAUCUCAUGGAAUCCAUUCCUGA